UAAGAGGGAAGUCCAGGAGCAGAGCAUUGUGUCCUUCCUGGAGAGGGUCAUGUUGGGAGAUACCACACCCACCAUUCAGCAGUUCAUGCAUGCAGAAUAGACUGGGUGUCGGCUGUGGAUGCUCCCAGCUCUGUUACUUACCAUGCAGCUGGACAGACUUAAAAUGUGCAUUGAAAGAAAAUGGCGUUGUAUUUUGAUCUACAUCACGGUUUUCCUACUGAUUUCCUCAUUCUGCUGGUACAACCCAAAAAUCAACACAUGGCGCUCUGGAUUUACAUUUCUCCAUCACCCACUAUUCAGGAAUCAGGGCAUGGAAGCUCAACUGUGUCAAGGCAGAUCAACAAUGAAUCCUGUCACCAACCCCUCGCAUGUGAAACCAUUGGAACAACUGGACCAAUUAGAACAAGUCUCGCUUGAGAGAAUGCUGUAUGUAAAGCCGGAUGCCAUGAGACCCCCGAGAUCUGACGUCUCGAUGAUGACACCUUGGUUUGCUCCAAUUGUAUGGGAUGGCAGCUUUAAUAUUGACAUCCUGAAUGCGCAAUUCCAUCUGAAAAAUGUCCGCAUUGGCCUCACUGUGUUUGCUAUUAAAAAGUAUACGGUCUUUGUCCAGACUUUUAUUAACACCGCUGAAAAGUUCUUAAUGGUAGGACAUAAAGUCAACUAUUACAUAUUUACGGACCGCGUUGGUGACAUUCCCAAUAUCACUCUCGGUGAGGGCAGACACAUGUUCAUCUUGGAAGUCCCCAGUUACAAAAGAUGGCAGGAAGUGUCAAUGAGGCGCAUGGAGAUGAUCAGAGAUCAUUCCCUUCGACGAUUUAUCAACGAGGUGGACUACUUGGUGUGCGUAGACGUAGACAUGGAGUUCAGUGACCAUGUUGGAGUGGAGAUUUUAAGCGAUGUGUUUGGCACGUUGCAUCCUGGCUUCUAUGGAUCAUCUCGUGACCACUUCACCUAUGAGCGCAGACCAGAGUCUACAGCUUACAUUCCUAGAGAUGAGGGCGACUUUUACUAUGCAGGAGGAUAUUUUGGUGGUACGGUGGAAGACGUCUAUAAACUGACCAACUUCUGCCAUGACGCUAUGAUGAUGGACAGGGAAAACCACAUUGAAGCCAUCUGGCACGAUGAGAGCUAUUUGAACAAGUAUUUUCUUUAUCACAAGCCAACGAAAAUUCUCUCUCCUGAAUAUCUGUGGGACAAUCAUGCCGGGGUCCCAGCAUUCCUUAAAAGAAGAAGAUUUAUUGCAGUUACCAAAAACCAUAAUGCAAUACGGAACAAACGGGCAUUGCUGGGCCAUUCAAGAAACAAGAAAUAUUUUUAGAGCUUGGUCUCCAUUUGGCAGGCUUACCAUUUUCCAUAAACUAGACCUUUGGAAACUAAACUGAAUGCUCCUAGAGUACCAUUUUCUUGCUGAUAUUUAUGAUGUACGGACAAAGGGACAAUUUGUUGACACUUCAGCUUUCGGAAACAUGCGUCAAAAAACCAAAACCUAUAUCCCGGUAUAGUUCCUUUCCAGGACUGCUCUCUGCUCUGGUGUAAGACCUUAGAAAUCAGGCCUCCACUAGCAGACCUGAUGUGCAGAGCAGUUACAAAUUAUAUGAAUGACCUUUCGUUAGACUGCCCUUAGGCCAAAAUGUGUUAAGCCUUAACAAGAGAUAGAGUAACAAGAGAUAGAGUGGAGAUGGAUAAAGAGUGAUAAAGUACCAGCCAAUCAUCUUCCUAACUGCCAUGUAACAGGCUGUGUUUGAAAAAUGACAGUUAGGAAUCUAAUUGGCUGGUCAUUUAUCACUCUAUGGAGUCUAUUCAUGAAGCAGUGAAAAGUGUGGAGAAGUUGCCCAUGACAACCAAUCAUCUGCUCCGUACAAUUGUUUAGUAUGCAAAUUAUAAAUGUUACUUCAAUGCUGAUUGGCUGCCAUGGGCAACUUCUCCACUGGCUCACUUCUCCACACUUUUCACUGCUUCAUGAAUAGACGCCUUUAUCUGUCUCCACUUUAUCUCUUGUUAAGGCUUAGUACAUUUGGGCCUAAGAGUUUCCAGUGAUUACCCUUUGUAUUAUUGUGAAUACUUGACACUGAAGUUAAUGGGGCCGAAAUUGACAAAGUAUGGUUUUCUGUAAGCAUCUAUUAACACAGGCACUUUUGCCAGCUUAUUAUACCAGCCAGCGAGCCACAAAUGCCCCACUUGCUUGUUGAUAUUUAAAAUAGCUGAAAUAAGGUAUCAGGGCAGCCAUUUUGAUUCUAUACAGUACUCAGUUGAUAAACUUUUUCAGCUAGGGUUUUUCGCAUAAACAAAGCAGUAGCCGAUGGCAGCAAUGUCCUGUUAUAAGUGUGUUUGACUAUGGUCCAACGUAACAAAUACCUUCGUUAUACAAAAAAUGCAGGAGAUGACAUGGGAGGGGCCACAAUAUCUUACAGCCAAUAAAAUCCACAUGGGAGAGGCAAUGAAAACGUACAGCCAAUCAAAUAAGUAAAAUGGUAACUGAGUGUUUCUGCGAAGCUUGCUCGUGCCGCCAGUCUCGAUGAACGCAUGUUGAAUAGGAGAGGCUAGGCCAACAUAAAGUCAGUCCGAGCAAUUUACUAUUUGCAGCAACACUGAGUAAUAAAUAAUGUCUGGUUCCUGUGAAACUGCUGUAGGACAAAGUUCAAUUAUUGAAACUUUUUUAUUAUUAUUAUUAUUAUUAUUUUUUUGUUAUGUUUUCCUAAACUGUGUUAUAUUUUUUGCGUUAACACUACCUUCAGCUUGAGAAAUCUUCGCACCUGAUUACAUCUGAUCAGCGCCAGCAGUCACCAUCUAGCUGUUCCUUGAUUCCUUUUAUUUCUUUUUCUGGGGACGGUGCACUGAGAAAAAUGGAGACCUUGAUGGUACACAUUACGGUGCCCAAGAAUUGCACAUUUGCAGUAUUUUAAGUCCGUUUGAAACCCUGUUUUGGGGUGCGGGUCACCUUCAAUUUUUACACCUCGUUGUAGUGUUUAUUAAAGGUAAAUAUUAAAUUUUCACUGUUCUUUAAUUUUACCAAGCCUUGAUAUUCUGUACUAUUUAUUUAAAAAUAUAUUUUUUCUUAAUGGAAAAUAACCAUUAAGAUAUUGAUGAACAUUGAUAAAGAAUUCUUAUGGACAUUUUCCAUCAUUACUUCUCCUUGAACUUGUCUUGACUUUGACACAUUUGUAAAAAAAAUAAUAAUAUUUAAUAAAUACUUUCUACUGUUUUUUCAGUGCUUCUGUCUGUAGCCUAAUGGUGUGCCGGCCCCGGUGCUAGAGUGGGGGGCAUUGGCAAUCUCUGGG
Messenger RNA from Pseudophryne corroboree (corroboree frog), 3278 nucleotides. RefSeq names its product histo-blood group ABO system transferase-like. The coding region runs from base 119 to 1318 and encodes 399 amino acids. Gene Ontology annotation, molecular function: hexosyltransferase activity. Lineage: Eukaryota; Metazoa; Chordata; Amphibia; Anura; Myobatrachidae. Gene Ontology annotation, cellular component: Golgi apparatus; membrane; vesicle. The transcript is spliced from 9 exons. The record is from RefSeq and is a predicted model, not a curated record. Gene Ontology annotation, biological process: carbohydrate metabolic process.